Messenger RNA from Theileria annulata, 2826 nucleotides. RefSeq lists its product as uncharacterized. Bases 1 to 2826 code for a protein of 941 amino acids. The transcript is spliced from 6 exons. The record is from RefSeq and is a predicted model, not a curated record. Lineage: Eukaryota; Apicomplexa; Aconoidasida; Piroplasmida; Theileriidae.
AUGAGUUUAAGUAGAACUGUAUCAUCUGAUCGUAGUAUGUCAAUUGAUGAUGAUAUUAAAUCUAAAAAAAAUGAUAUUAAAGAUAAUAAAAGAAUAUAUCAAAAUAGUAAUAGAAAUAGAAAGACUAGUAGGAGUAGAAGUAAUAGUAUUAGGGAUAGGAGAAUCAGAACUAGAAAUGUUAGUAUGAGUAGUAGUAUAAGUAGUCGUAGUAAUACAGAAUCAUAUGAAAGAUAUAAAAAUUAUAAAAAUUUCAAGAGAAAAUAUUCUUCAACUAAAAGUAGUUCCAUAUUCUCAAGUAGAAGCAGGAGUAGGAGUAGAAGUGAUAGUAAUAGGUAUAGAAGAGUUAGAAGUAAUAGUGUUAGGGAUAGGAGAAGUAGAAGUAGAAGUAUUAGAAGAUAUAGAAGAAGUUAUUCUAGAAAUAAAUCAAAUUAUCGCAGAUCAUUUGAUCGCAAAUUUAUUAAUCGUAGAGAUACCAGAGAUAUCUAUAGAGAUACUCGAGAUUAUGACCAUGACAAUUUCAGAGACUCUAGAGAAGUAAGGGAUAUGAGAGAUCCUCUUAGAGGUAGGGAUAUAAGAGAAACUCCUAGAGAUACUCGGGACGCUAGGGACUUUAGGGACUUUAGAGAUAUGAAAGAUAUAAGAGAUAUACGUAGAAUAAGAGAUAUACCAAAAUUACAAGAAAAUAAUCAUAAAAUUAAUGGUAGAAGAAAAGAUAAAAUUGAUAGGAAAUAUAAUACACCAUUUCUAUUACCCGUCCAAACUCCAAGUGAAGAUGAUUCUACACAGGAAUUACAUGUUUAUGUUUGGCUUGAUUCUACACUUCGUGAUUUAGUUAAUUUAAUUAAAGAUAUUUCUCCACCAACUAGAAAACAAAAUAAUACAUGGACAUUUUCUACUCCUAUAGGAAAUGGAAUGGAAUGGAGAGCACGUUAUUGUGAAUUGGAUUUAAAGAAGGCGAAACAUUUUUCUUGUAAUCGUUACGGUCAUAAUCGUUCAUAUUUCUUAUCAACUUUAUAUUUAACUUCAAUAAAAUUAUUUCAACAUCCUUUAUCAACUGAUGAUAUAUUAUUUUGGUACAAUGUCAUUAAAGACUUUAAAAGUCUUGAUGAUAUACCACAAAAGGUACCAAUUAAACCAAUAACACGUACAACAAAUUAUAAUAUCAGUAGUAUAAAAAAAUUGUUGCCAGAUAUUAAAUCAAAACUUAAAUUAUUAGAAGAAUCCAACAUAUCAAUUUUUAAUGGAGUUAUUGAUAGUAUUGUAAAUAAAGAAUAUGUAAUUGGUGUUAUAUUUCCAAUACCAGAAUUAUCUAAACAAAGUAUAUCUAAUGAAUUUAAUAAUUUAUUAAGUAUAUUAAAGUAUUAUCAAUUAGAAAUUGAUAAAGGGAAAUUAAAAAUAGAAACACCAAAAGUACAAAGUAUUGAAAAAACAAUUACAUUACAAGAUUUAUUUGAUCAAGUAUUUAAUUACAAUAUAAAUAAUGCCAUUAAUGGAAUUAUUAAUCUAAAUGAUGGUAGUGGAAGUGGAAAUGAAAAUGAAUUGGAUGAAGAUAUAAUUAAAUUAAUAAAAAUAAAUAAGAAAAAAUAUAAUAAAGUAUAUAAAAUAUUAAAUAAUUUUAUACUUAAUACUGAUAAUACAAUUGAUAGUAUUAUUGGUAAUCAUGGUACUAGUAUUAAUGGUGUUAAUACUUUUGAUAACCCAUUGGUAACAGGUGAUGGAGUUACUGAUGGAGUUGGUGUGGAAGAAUCAGAUGAUCCGGACACCGUAACCGAGGAAUUAAUAAAAAUAAUUAAUAAAAAUAAUGAAAUAAUAAAAGAAAUGUCGAAUAAUUUUAAAGGAUUUCCAUAUUAUACAAGUAAUAAAGAAACAUUUAUAAAUACAUUUAAUCAUUUGUUUAAUGAUGCCAAUUCUGAUCAGACUGACAUUAAUACAUUUACUAAUCGUAGAGUCAGAUUAAUUGAUGAUGAUAUUAAUACUUUAGCACAUUAUUAUAAACAUAAUUCAUUAUAUCAUUUUUUUACAUCAUUUAAGGUAUUCCGUUACGGUGUCAUGUCCACGGACAGUAUUACACUAGAAGAAGAAGAAUAUAUAAUUGAUAAGAGUAUUGAUUUGAAUAAAAUAUGUAAUGAGAGAUUGAAUAGUUUGUUGAGGCAAACAGAACAUUUGCAAGAUAAUGAAUUGAUGAAAGUAUUAUGUACUUGUUUUGAACAAGAAUCGAAAUCUUCUAGUGAUCUUUCAUCACUUAUAAGAAUUUGUACUAUAAAUCCACAGAAUACUGGAGAAAUACUUUAUAAAUCUAACCGUUUGUAUCAAAUUACUGGUAUAUACACUGGAAAAUAUAUUGAUGUCAUUUAUAAAUAUGGAAAAAUCAUACCCAAAUCUUCACUCAAAUUCUAUACCAAUCAUAAUCAUGAAAUAAUAUUGAAAGGAAGUGAGAAGAUGGAUGUGAAUAUAGAAAUGAUAGAGCGUAUAUUUAAUAAGAAUUAUAAUCAAUCGGAGAAUGUAGAAUUGAUAAUGGAUAAUUUGAAAUAUAUAGAUGAGAAAUUAAAAAGAUUAAUUAAAGAAAAUGAGAAUAUGCAUAAAGCGAUUUAUAUGUAUAUUAAUUCAUCAGAAAGAGAUUUAAAUUCUAAAAAUUAUUUAGAAGAACUUGUAAAUUUAGAAACUUUAAAUAUAAUAAUAGAAACAUUAAUGCAAACGAAAUUAAAAUUAAUAAAUCAAGUUUAUAAUUAUUAUAAUUCACAAGUUAACUUUAUUGAAAAUAUUAUACCCAAAAAAUACUUUCAAACCUUUAAAGAAAUUUUCUAUCAUAAAUAUGAACAAUUUUAA